GUAAGAAGAUAAAUAAAAUGAACAAUCGGAUUCGUAUAUCAUGCGCGACGGCGCCCCAAAAUCCAGGAAAUGUAGUUUUUUUGCGAAGGAGUUCUCGUCCACGCUCGCCUACGGCGGGGGGCUAAGAGACUACAACUCCCAGGAUGCAGCGCGGACGGUUCCUUCUCCUGGAGAAGAAGCGUGGGGCGAAAUGGAGAGAGAGAAGAACAUGUCUAAGAAGCGAAAGCUGGACAGCAGCGCGCAGGACAGCCUGUACUUCGAGAGCUACGCGGACGUCACCAUCCACGAGGAGAUGCUCGCCGACACGGUGCGCACGGACACGUACCGGCGGGGCAUCUUCCGGGCUGGCGAGCAGAUCCAGGGCAAGGCGGUGCUGGACGUGGGCGCCGGCACCGGCGUGCUGAGCGUCUUCUGCGCGCAGGCCGGCGCCCGGAAGGUGUACGCGGUGGAGGCCAGCUCCAUAGCCGAGCAGGCCGCGCGCGUCGUGCGCCUGAACGGCCUGGCAGAUCGCGUGGAGGUGAUCCGGGGCACGGUGGAGAGCGCGGAGCUGCCCGAGAAGGUGGACGUGAUCGUGAGCGAGUGGAUGGGCUACGCGCUGCUGCACGAGUCCAUGCUGAACUCGGUCAUCUUCGCCCGGGACAGGUGGCUCCGGCCGGGCGGCCUCAUCCUCCCCGAGCGAGCGGAGCUCUUCGUGGCGCCCAUCAACCACCUGGUGGCCGAGGAGAGGCUGAGCUUCUGGAGCAUGGUGAAGGGCCAGUACGGGGUGGACAUGUCGUGUAUGACCGACUUCGCCCGCUCGUGCAUCAUGAACGGGGAGAUCUCGGUGCAGCCGGUCAGCGUGGAGGACGUGCUCUCGCACCCGUGCAGGUUCGGCAUGCUGGAUUUACACACAGUCACGCCGGAGCAGCUGAAGCGCGUGAGCGGGAGCUUCUGCUGCCGGUGCUUCGGCUCCUCCUCGCUCAACGCCUUCUGCGUGUGGUUCGCCGUCACGUUCCCCGGCGAGGACGGCACGCAGCCCCUGGUGCUCUCCACGUCGCCCUUCAAGCCAGAGACCCACUGGAAGCAGGCCGUGCUCUAUCUGGACGAGCCCGUGGACGUUGUGCAGGACACUAGAGUGGAGGGCAGCAUCAGCAUGUUUCCCUCAGAGCAGAGUUCCAGACAUAUAUGCAUCCAUGUGGAGUACACCAUCGGGGAGCACAAGCAGAAAUCAAAGACCUUCUCCAUUCCUGAUUGGGGGCAAGAAAGUCAAUGAGUUCGUGCUUUGGUUUGUUAACUACUAGUUUUUUUUUUCAUAUCUGCCCAGACUGAACGACAUAAAAAUAAAACUUCCAGAAAUUAGUUUGUCUUUAUACGAGCGCUGUUUUAUGGCUAUUCAGUAAGAAAAUAGCAGCAAUAAUAACAACAACAGUGAUGGUAAAGCAUAAACUAUAAAUGCAGGUUUUGCUGUAAAUGUUGGUGCAUUGAUAUUGGAAUUUUGGUGCCGAUAUAAUUUUUUUUUUUUUUAUUUUUAUUUAAUUAUUUUAUUUUUUUUUCAUGCAUGUAUCUGCUGACGUGAUGCGUAGACGCUUUUAAAAUGUUGGAAGUCUGGAUUAGCAUUAUGGAAAAAAUGUAAUUCCUUUAGAGUUAGAAAUGCAGUAAACUAAAUAAAACGCAGGCCAGUUUAAUCUGAACGAAAA
Messenger RNA from Pygocentrus nattereri (red-bellied piranha), 1676 nucleotides. RefSeq names its product protein arginine methyltransferase 6 (gene prmt6). Gene Ontology annotation, molecular function: protein-arginine N-methyltransferase activity. NCBI's taxonomy places the organism in Eukaryota, Metazoa, Chordata, Actinopteri, Characiformes, Serrasalmidae. The transcript has 2 exons. The record is from RefSeq and is a predicted model, not a curated record. Gene Ontology annotation, biological process: peptidyl-arginine methylation. Bases 41 to 1252 code for a protein of 403 amino acids.